Penicillium malachiteum is the source of this 780-nucleotide messenger RNA. Its product is annotated as mitochondrial 37S ribosomal protein uS10m. Gene Ontology annotation, biological process: translation. Gene Ontology annotation, cellular component: mitochondrion; small ribosomal subunit; ribosome. Bases 1 to 780 code for a protein of 259 amino acids. The transcript is spliced from 6 exons. Gene Ontology annotation, molecular function: structural constituent of ribosome. The record is from RefSeq and is a predicted model, not a curated record. NCBI's taxonomy places the organism in Eukaryota, Fungi, Ascomycota, Eurotiomycetes, Eurotiales, Aspergillaceae.
AUGUUCGCACACAAGACUCGCUCCUUGCUGGGAGCUGGACGAAGCUUCCGAGUUUCUGUGCCCAUCCGUUCUCUAUCAACUCCGACUCAACCUAUUGCUGCGAGCACAACCUCAGAGACAGUACCUCAAUCGACCCCGACUCCCGUGACUCCCGUUGCCGAAUCUGCAUCGACACCAGAGACGCCCAAGACCCCCAAGACCCCCAAGACCCCCAAGACCCCGGAGCAGCCUCUCGAAUCCCGCGUGAAAGAAUGGUCCGAACGACUAGGCGCUCUGGGUAGUGAAACCCGACUUCCACGAAGCGUGCAAGCGAUUUACAUGCGCCCCCUCCGAAGAAAGGCCGAAUACGGACUUCCAGUCUGCGAUCUCCAGCUUCGAUCCUACAGCGUUGAGAACGUGGAAUUCUUCGCCGAUUUCGCCGUCCGCGCCGCCUACUACCUCAACCUCCCCGUCUCCGGACCAGUUCCUCUCCCACGUAUCGUGGAACGUUGGACCGUGCCCCGAAGUAACUUCGUUCACAAGAAGAGUCAAGAGAAUUUCGAGCGAAUCACCCUCCGCCGACUGGUGCAGAUUAAGGAUGGAAACCCCAAGGCCGUACAGGCUUGGCUUGCUUUCCUCUCUCUUGAUGUUGGCAAGUCCAUGGAUGAGUCUGUUGCGGAGAUCGAGAAGUCCUUGGCUCCUAAGCUUGGACAAUUCGGACAGCGCAAGGACAACUCUCCCGACCAAAGCAUUUUCGAUACCCUGGACAGUGACCGGUUUGCUGAGCGUAAAAACCUCUAG